AUGCAGAGACUGAAGCCGCGCUCUGAAGGUGUAGUUUCGAACCUCCUGCAACAAAACUUAUCUGAGCGUGAAAUAAAGCCAAUAAUUCCUGUUGGCGGCAGCCAAAUUGCACGACUUCGAAAGACAAUAAAAUCUGGAGUUGAAGUUCUGCACACUCCUCACUGUUUGACAUGGAUUUUAGAGGACGGCUUUCCUUGCCCUCAUCGUCGCCCACGUCAGUAUUUUACUGAGCCUAAGGUGACCUGGAAGCUGCUACACGAACGCUAUUGUGAUGAAGUAACGCGAGCUGACCCAGAUAUACGUACCAUGAGCUAUGAGAGGAGUUACUCAGUACGUUCAUUUUUUUAUCCUGGUGAACGCUUGACGCGCACUAAGGAGGACGUGUGUGAUUGCUGUGUUCAAACGUACCCAUCUUGA
Molecule: messenger RNA, 417 nt
Organism: Phytophthora infestans T30-4
Lineage: Eukaryota; Oomycota; Peronosporomycetes; Peronosporales; Peronosporaceae
Exons: 5
Coding region: 1-417 (138 amino acids)
Source: RefSeq, a predicted model, not a curated record